GUUGACCACGACGGGGAUUCCGGGCAUAGGCGGGGGGGGGGCGAGGGGGUUGAGAAUCCAUUUUAGGCGUUGUUGUACUCGUAAAGACUUGGUAGUUUCGUUAAAUUACCAGGAAGACUUGCGAAUAAUUUGAACGUUUGCCGUUCCCCGUCAUGACAAAAAAUACUGUAGUUUACAGACCGGUAAACACAUUUAAAAGUUGCAGCAACGUUAAUAUGCAACCCCCCCACCAAAAAAAACCCAAAAACAAAACAAAAAAACAACAAAAAAACUGGAUAACAAACGGGGAUUUAUUGUAGGGGCAUUCGGGGUGUUACGGUAAAUAACGACAAUGAGCCAAACAAUUCGUGGAUUUCGGUGCGCCAAAUUAAUAAGGAAGCGGUCCCGUUCGAAGAAUAGCGGGGAAUUCCCUGAGAUGAGGCAACUUCACCGUUCCCGUUUUCUCUCUAUAAGCCGCCCAGCUGGCAACGCCGCAGCACUCAUUCUCACGGCGACGCCUCACCCACGGACGGCAGCGGAGGAGACUCUCGGCAGCGGAGGACGCCUCGGCAACAUGCAUCUCAUUGUAAAGCUGCUCUUCGUGGUGGUGUCUGCUGCAGCUCUCUCUUGUGAUCCACAGACACAAUAUGAGGGCACUAAUGGACGAUGUUGCCAGAAAUGUGGUCCAGGAACUAGGAUGUUACACACCGAAGGUCCAGAAGCUUGCAGUGAUCCUAACUGUCAGUCCUGUGAAGACAAUGAAUACCAGGAUGGAUACACAGCAGAGAAAAACUGUAACCUUCAACCAUAUUGUGAUCCAAAUAAAAACUUUGAGGUUGUUCCCCACGUGAACAAGAAAAGUCAAAGGUCAUGCAUAUGUAAGACGGGAUACCAUUGCUCCAAUCAGGCAUGCAUGACCUGUGCACCCCACAGUCCUUGUCAACCAGGAUAUGAGGUUCAGUUCAAAGGUAAUCACAGCCAUGACACAGUGUGUCAAAAAUGUCGUCCUGGAACAUUUUCUACUGAGACCUCAGAGGAUGCUUACUGCAAGGGAUGGACUGUAUGUUUGCAUGGGUCCCAUGAGGAGAUGAAGGGAACAACCAAAUCCGACACCAUUUGUGGAGACGGGCAUCGAGAGCAUAUUAUAGUAUAUGUAAUCCCCAUCUGCAUACUGUUAGUUGUGGCCAUGGCAUUUGGAAUAUAUAAAGCAAAAGGAAUUGCUAAAAGACAAGUAAAGAAAUGUAUGGAGUUGGGUCCAGAAGAAACAAGGCAGCCGCAGCUGGAGACCAACCCACCAACCCACCAACAAGAGGAUGAGUAUUCCGAGGAAUGUGACCUGCAUCAUGCAGUGAAGGAGAUGGGCUCAAAGACUCCCGAGGAAAACGAGAACGAGCUUGAAGAGAGUCUGAGCCAACCUCUGAUUUCCGAGGAUGUAAAUUUCACAGUCAAUGGAAAUUUGGUGUUAAAGGAGGCCGGGGGAACCUCUCUCCCAUCAGAAACCACAAACACGUUCAUUUGUGACACUGCCUGAGCAAGACCAUCUGCUCCUCAUCGUCACUGUGAUGUGACUGUUAAAGGAUCAUUCUGUACAUUACUGACACAGACAUGAACACUACCGCUGUUCAUAUCUGCCUUAGUUGAUAACAAAACAUUGAGUUCUACGUUGUGCACAAACUGUACAGUAAAUGUAAAGUAACUAAGCUACGUUAGUUAACCUAGUGUGUUUUGUUUGUGUGUUUUGUUUUCAGUCCUAUAUUAAUCCAGUCUCUUAAGUUUGAACAGUUGGUCUUAAAAUUCAUACUUCCCCCUAGAGAGCAGUCCAUCACUUUCCUGUCAAACAGCAACGUGGUUAUGGGGAAGCCAAGCUGAGGUCCUCUGCAGAUACGUAGUACGGGAAGUUAUUCAAGAGUGGUGACUGGAACUGAUGAUUUCAUUUGUCUCUGACUUCUCAGACGUGGCUAUGUCGGGUUGAUCUGUGUGACUUGUUAUACACAAGGAUGAUAUGAUGAUGUGAUGCAGAAGAUACUGAAAAAAAGGCCUUUUUGCUGAAUAUAAUUUGCCCCCUACCCCUGUGUCAGUGUUGUACUUUGUUUGUUAGGGGUGGCUUUCUUGUCAACGUUUUGCUCAUUUAAGUUAAACUUAUUACUACUAUUCCUACUUUGUAUGCAAGAAGAUGAAACUGGCCAAUACGUAUCUAUUAUUUUUAUUUUUAUUCUUUUAAAUUUGUGCAGAGAGAAGUGCCGAGACUCUAAGGACCAUGGACUGCAGCAACAAACCCAUAGUAGUACACACACAUAUUACAAGUAUGAUUCACUGCUGUUUUCUAUGCGUACUACUUUACAGUCGAUAUGCAGUAUUGUGCGUUGUGACACGAAUGCUGCAUUGUUUGUUCAUUUUGCAUAGAUUUAGUAAAGAACAAAAAGUGUAC
Molecule: messenger RNA, 2407 nt
Organism: Lampris incognitus (smalleye Pacific opah)
Lineage: Eukaryota; Metazoa; Chordata; Actinopteri; Lampriformes; Lampridae
Gene: cd40
Product: CD40 molecule, TNF receptor superfamily member 5
Exons: 9
Coding region: 332-1510 (392 amino acids)
Biological process (GO): immune response-regulating cell surface receptor signaling pathway; positive regulation of transcription by RNA polymerase II; B cell activation
Cellular component (GO): external side of plasma membrane; CD40 receptor complex
Molecular function (GO): CD154 receptor binding; antigen binding
Source: RefSeq, a predicted model, not a curated record